GUUGAACAGUAAAGAUCAUUUUACCACAAAGCGAACCCAAGUAAACUGCAAAAAUGGCCUACGAAACUCUGCUGAACACCACCUACAGUGCUGCCUGCCAGAAGAAGACCUACACCCCCGCCAAGGCCAUGAAGAAGAUCUUCAAAGUGGCCUGCAAAAUCUUCAAGGCUUCUGGCCACCAGCAACUGAAGAAUCAGAGCAUCCCGAAGGAGCUCCCACUGCCACCGACCUCCGAUGAAGAGUUCCAGAACUCCCAGAACGAAAAGCUGGAAGCCGAGCUCGUGCAACUGUGAUCGAGGAAAAUGGGAAAUUCCGAAAAAUCAACUUCCUAAACAGCUUUAAGACUUCAUCGGAAUCGGUCUCUAAACAUCCGCACAUCAGCUUUAACUCCACACUGAGCAAGUGGACAUUUAAAAAUGCAUAAAUAUCCAGCUUUAAUCAUUGUCUUCCAUCUAUGUUUAAGUUAACGAAUAAAUACAUAAUAUUAAUAUUGAAA
Messenger RNA from Drosophila ficusphila, 496 nucleotides. RefSeq lists its product as uncharacterized. The transcript has a single exon. NCBI's taxonomy places the organism in Eukaryota, Metazoa, Arthropoda, Insecta, Diptera, Drosophilidae. Bases 54 to 293 code for a protein of 79 amino acids. The record is from RefSeq and is a predicted model, not a curated record.